UAGUCGCGUUGGUGCGAUGACCGCGUGGCGAUUGGUUUGAAUUGGUGAUAGUGGUGGCUACGAUCACGACCGCAGCGACGUUCACAGCGUGUAUUAAUUUAGUCUAGACGCGAUCUCCAAAAGGUGAUAACCCCUCGUUGACUGUUUACACAUGCACUUGAAAAGUUGUAACGGUACUCCUUGAAUUCAAUCAAAUAAAUUGGAUCAAUUACACGCGUGUAAUCGUAAUACAUGUACUUGCACGCCUCAUCGUGAAGAUGGACUUCCAGGACAUUGUCUACCUUAGCCUGCUCAUUUUCAGUGUGAUCUUUGGACAUUUCUACCGACAAAUCGAAGAUCUCCAGCAACGAAAGCGCAUAGGAACGAUAAUUGGCAUCCUGAUUGUUCUAGUUGUUUCUGGUUUUCACAUCAUUCAUAACCUGGUGUUCUUUUUGAUCAAUGCGGCGAUUAUUUUAUAUUGGGACAAAAGGCAAUGUCACCUUGUGUCAAUUGUGUUCUCCUUUGCCUAUCUUUUGUUCUUCCGGACAACAGAGUACUUUGGGAUUCCAUAUCCUCCCAGUCAUACAAACUUGGUGCAGAUGAUGCUUACUCUGCGUAUAGUGGCAGUUGCUUUUGAUUUAAACACAGCAUUCACUAACAAAAAGAAGAAAGAAAAAGGCGACUGCAGUGAGGAAGAGAGGGCUGAGAUUGACUAUGAUGACUUCUCAGUGGAUGUGUUUGAGCUCUUCCACUACAGUUUUAAUUACAUUGGUGUGCUGACAGGCCCAUUCAUCAAGUACAGGACUUUCAGGGACUAUUACAGUAAACCUUUUAGUAAAUAUGCGCCGUACAAGCAGGCGUUGCUGGGGAAAUUGCAGUGGGUGCCAUUGUAUGCUGUACUUCAUUUGCUUGCAACAUACUACUAUCCGUUUUCUUAUGCAAAAACGGAUGAGUUUUUCUUUGAACGCUCAGUCUUUUAUCGUCUCAUGUAUAUUUGGCCUGUCUUCUUUGCGUUUCGGAUGAGGCUUUUCAUUGGGUUCGCUUUGUCUGAAUGCGCUUGCAUUAUGGCUGGCCUGGGCGCAUAUCCAGCAAUCACUGAACCCAAAAGUGGCGGCGGUCCAUCGAAGAACUUUAAAACAUUGCUUGAACUGAGUAAAAAUACGAAGCAAUGCGCAACAACAGAGAUGAACUUCGUCGCUGUGGAUGCCGUGGAUGUUUGGGGAACCGAAUUUGAACCAACAUUCAAAGGUGGCAUGAGGGCGUGGAAUACCGGCGUGCAGUAUUGGCUUGCUCUGUGUAUCUACAAGCGAUGCCCCUAUAAGAAGUAUCGCGCGUUUAUCACGAUGGGCAUUUCGGCCAUGUGGCAUGGUAUUUGCAUUGGACACUAUAUCUGCUUGGGAUGUGCUCCAUUUGUAUUACCAAUUGAUGCAGUUUGGACUAAGAUCUUGCUCAAGGAUCGCACUGGAACGGUUCGUUAUAUUAAUGAAUGGAUAAUGCUCGUGAUCUCUCGGUUCUUCUUCUCGUACCUGGCUAUUGCCUUCUACUACUUGAAUGUUGAUUGGGUGAUGUAUUAUUACAAUUCAAUUUACCACAUGGGCAUCAUCAUUGGAUUGGUGAUGUACUUUGGUGGACUACAAAUAUUGCGGUUUAUGGGCCCAAAGCGUGAUAGUGGUGCCGUAAAAACUGUGCCAACUGAGCGAACGAAAGCCGAUUAAUAAUCAAGUUUAUUUCCUCCUUUUUUUUUUAGCAAAAUAUGCAUGCAUGUCAAAAUAUAUAUUCGUAUAUAGUACCAAAUAGAAGUGCAUAUUUUUGAUGAUGUUGAAUUGUGGUAAUAGUUUACUGAUAUAAAUUGUGUUGGAUAAAUAAGUCUGGUUGCAUAAAUUGUGUUGGGAUAUCA
Dalotia coriaria is the source of this 1876-nucleotide messenger RNA. RefSeq names its product membrane bound O-acyltransferase domain containing farjavit (gene frj). Gene Ontology annotation, biological process: phosphatidylinositol biosynthetic process; lipid modification. The transcript has 5 exons. Gene Ontology annotation, molecular function: lysophospholipid acyltransferase activity. The record is from RefSeq and is a predicted model, not a curated record. Gene Ontology annotation, cellular component: mitochondria-associated endoplasmic reticulum membrane contact site; membrane. Lineage: Eukaryota; Metazoa; Arthropoda; Insecta; Coleoptera; Staphylinidae. Bases 258 to 1694 code for a protein of 478 amino acids.